Molecule: messenger RNA, 8538 nt
Organism: Drosophila innubila
Lineage: Eukaryota; Metazoa; Arthropoda; Insecta; Diptera; Drosophilidae
Gene: Jarid2
Product: pneumococcal serine-rich repeat protein
Biological process (GO): chromatin remodeling
Cellular component (GO): nucleus
Molecular function (GO): histone demethylase activity; DNA binding
Source: RefSeq, a predicted model, not a curated record
AUUACGAUUGCCAUUGUGGCGAUAGUUUCGAUAGUUUUUGUGCAUCACUAAUGUCAUGGCGGACACAAAGCAAAAAAGCGGUGGGAGAAAAAAAUAUGUGCGCAAAGAAUGAAAAAAUCUAAUGUAAAAAAUUAAUUUUUGCUGCAGCUAAUGAAAUGCAAUUUAAAAAUGAAUACUAUAACAAUAAUAGUGAGACAAUAAUGUAUAUUUUAGUGUAACAUUUAUAAUGAGUACGGAAUGGUAAAGAAUGAAAAUAUGACUCGAAAAUAUGAUUUCAACUCCGUGCAGGCACCACCAACAAAAUUAGUGUUUGUAGUGUCAGUGGAAAAUUGGCAAUUGCGUACGUUUAUGUAAAUGCAGAGCACAACGGGGGGAUAAAAACAAAUUGCAAAUUGCCACAAUAUAUAGCGGCUUUUUAAAUUAACUAGUAACAAUCGAGCGCGUUCUCUCGUCUCGCUACGAGUGUGAGAUAAAGAAAUAUUGGGGAAAAAGAGGCGCGAAAAAUUCGCAACAAAAUGGUUGUCUCAAAAGACAACAAGCGUCGCCGUAAGGAGACGGAGACACCGCCAACGUCAUCGUCGGCAGCAGCGGCAACAACUGUCGCUGUGGAGUCAUCACCCGAGAUGCCUAAAAGAACGAAGGUGCAGGCACAGCGUAAAUUCGCACAAGGCCAAAAUGCGCCCAGUUCAGCAGGAGCUUACAGCGCUGCCAGCGUAGCAGCAGCGGCUGCAGCGGCAGCAGCAUCUGGUCCUAGCACCUCAGCAGACAGUCUUCAACCACCGAUUGAAAUACUUCCCAACAAGUGUCCCAAGCCGCAGGAUUUCUUAACAUUUCUGUGCUUUCGCGGCACAUCCGCGUUGCCCGCGCACUUGGAUUAUCUGAAUCAGGGCAAGUCCAAAGCAAACGAUGUCCCGCCCAGCAGCAGCAACGACAACAUCAACAAGAAGAAAAACAAUAGCAACAAUAACAAAAAGAAACGUGGAAGACCCGCCAAAACAACACCAAGGAAAAAAACAGGAGAGGAACAGCAACAACAGGAGAAACCUCAACAACAGCAGCAGGAACAGCAACAACCACAGUUGCCAGCUGAUCAAGCUGAUAAAACAGCAAGUGAUAAAAUUGAAGCAACAACGUCACCUCCUCCACAUCCCCUAGCAGGGGCAGUGCGUAAGCGAGCCGAGGUCAUUACAGAGGGAAACAGACGAGGAGCACGACGCAAUGAUACAUUGAAACGACGCUCCAAUCGGGCCAACAACAAAGAAAAGGAUGAUGAGCAGGAGAAACAACAACAUCAGCAGCAGAAUAAUGCAGAUGAUGCUGAGGAGGAGGACGAAGAGGAUGAAUUCUUUUCAGCUCAUGAUGCGAGCUCACGCAAUGGCGGCGCCGAUGAGACACUCUCCAAGUCGGAGAUGACAAACUCGAAUGUCAAGCGUGGUCGCAGUCAGGCAACAAUAACCAGGAAAGCAGCUGCAGCAUCACCAGCUGCUACGGAGAGCAGUGUCACCAAGGAGAAGGAAAAAGCGCCCGUGAAACGUGUGCGACAACGUGAAUCACCCAUAUUUAUACCGUCACCAGAAUCAUCUGGACGCAUGACACGACAACGUGCUUUCUUUGAGCCCGUCAAGGUGAUGCCAAAGCAGCCAGAGCCAGAGGAGCAAGAUAAGCCGGUAAAAGAGGAGAAGCAGCUGCAGGAGGGGAAGGAGCCGAAAGAGGAGAAACAAGCGCCCAAGAAAGCAACAACUGACUCAGGAACCGCUGGAAAUAAGCAACAACAGCUUAACAAGGAGAAGACAAACUCCAGCAUUUAUGCCAAAGAUGCUGCCAAGCAGCAGCAACAGCAAUUGGAAAAUGGAGGCACUGCGUCCGCUGUUGCCGCUGAACAACAAAAGGGUCUCAAUGUCUUCGACUUCAGCUCGGAUGAUGAACAGCCAUUGGCCAAGUCCAUAAAGCUGAAAAAGGGUGCCAAAAAAGGCGCAACAACAACAACAGCAGCAGCCGCAACAGUUUCGGCGCGUGGACGCAAAUCCGCUGGAGGCGCAGCCAAGAAACAACAGCGGGAAGAGGAGAAGGUGGAGACAACACCAAGCAAAACAGAAGAACAGCCAAAACCAAAGCGUGGCAAAGCGCUUAAGAAGAAAGCAGAAGAGGAGAGUGUGGACAAAGAGCAGCAGGAUGAGAAGAAACAGCAAGAAGAGGAGGAGGAGCUGUCACCACCCCAGUCUAAGAAGCAGAGCAAUAGCAAUCACAAUGCACGUCCAGUGCGUCGUCAGGCGCAAGCGAAAGCCACCAAAGCUGAAGCUGAACGUUCAAUGAGUCCAAGUCCACAACGAAGUCAGCGACCGUCGCGUAAAACGAAGGAAGCAGCUGCCAUAUACAUGGGCAUCAUUGGCCACAAACUGCAGCUGGCGGAUGACGAGGAGGAUGACCUAUCCCUUAGUAGCUUUCCAGACAUACCCAAUGUCAAGGAAAUGGAGAAAAUGGAAAAGGAGAUCAAGAAAAAUGCGGCUGGCAAAACGAGCGAAGUGGCGACGAGGAAAAAGUCACCCAAACCAACAGCAACAACAACAGCAGCAGCAACAGAAACUGCAGUAACAGCAGCAGCAACAGCAACUGUUGCUGCCGUGGAGCAAGUGCAGCCGGAGACAGCAGCGGCAGCAGCAACAGCUCCUCCUAGACGUGGCAGACCCCCAAAGCAGUCAAAAGCAGGAGCAAGCACAGCACCAACAACAUCAGCAGGAGCAGCAACAACAGCAACAGCUACAGGCAAGCCCCAAAUUGAGGGAAUGCUGGUAAAAAAAGGCGCAUUGGCGCUAGCAAAAGCAAAGUCCGAACAGCAACAACAACAGCAAAAGCAACAAAAAGUCGAUUCCGAUGCGGAGGAAGAUUUUUUAAUCAACGAGGAGCUAAACGAAACGAAACGUAAGCUGGAAAAGAGUUUUAGCGACUCGGAUGAUGAACCGUUGGCUAUAAAAGUGCCAACAGCUGCAUCAAGCAGCAAAAUGGAAACUGCAACUGCAACAUCGACUGUUGCAGCAACAAAUGCAAUAACAACUGCUGCAGCUACAGCAACAACAGUUGCAAACUCAGCAGCAGCAGCAAUAACUGUUACAGCAACCACAUUAAACUGCACACCGCCUAAGCAACAACCACAGCAACAGCAACAACAAUCGCUACAACAACCGCUGCAACUACCACAACAACAGCAGCAACAGCAGUCGUUAUCAUCACAGCUGUGCAUGUCAGUCAAUGCCACGCCCACAAUGCAAUUAACAAUGUUGCCGCUGACAGCAAAGCCAACACAAUUUUCCAUAUCUCCGCCAAGUUAUGCGCCCCUAAAGACCAUGGAAAAGAAAUCGCCAGUACCCACAUCAAAGAUACUUAAUGUGCCAGCAACAUAUGCGUUGCCGGGAGCUGGUGCGGGGUUAGGCGCUGUUGGUUUCGCCAAGACGACAUCGUAUUUGCCACAAGCAUCUCCGCAUUAUCAUACGCCAUAUGUGCGACCUGCGACAUUUGUUGCGGCUGCUGCUGGCAACAAGACGCCGCAACAGACAACAGCAGCAACAACAUCAGUGACAUCACCAUUGAAAUAUCAAACGCCGCCCACAACGUAUCCGCCUCCGAUUGAAGCGUAUCAAUGUCCCAAAAUUAACCCAAAUUUUUUAACACCCAAAUAUGAGCGGAGCAGCGUGUUGCCGCGCGCCAACAACAGUAGCAGCAGCAACAACAACACCAGCAAUAUUAAUAGUUUUACGGCACCAACAGUGGCACGUGCCACAUUAAGUAGCUUAAGUAGUCCAGUUGGUGUGGCAGCAACUGUAAAAAGUGUUCUGCCACCUCCUGUUGUCAGUCAAGGUCAAAGUUUGAAUCUAAGUCUACCAGCUGUGGCAUCCACAUCAGCAGCAGCAGCUGCAUGUGCAACAACAGCAGCAACAUCAACAACAGCAUCAACAUCAGCAUCAGCAGCAGCAACAACAGCAGCCGCAGCAGCAACAAUUGCCGCAACUGCAACUGAUCCACUUAAAGAUGAAAUUGGCAGCAUUCUGGCCCAGGCAACACUCAUGCCCAGCAAAGAGGAAUCCGGCAAAAUCUUUGGCAUUGCCAGCGUGAGUUUGGCGCAAAGUUCCGGUCCGGAUAACACGAAAUGCACGCUGGGUAAAUGUGGUUCCAUACAUAAGCCUGUGCUGGGUCCCGUGGUGCCCACCGAGGGUUACUUUGGCGAUCAGUUGACCAGCAAGGAGCGACGCAAGGCCAAGGUGAACAUGACUCAUGAGCAGAUACAAAAAUGGCUCAUCGAAUGCAGCUCGAAUCCCGACGAGAUUCAGGAUGAUCUCGAUGAUGAGUUCGAUGAGAGCAUGCGACCACAACAGGCUCAAACGCCGCCAGGACCAACAACCCGUGAUGACAAGGAAAGCACAAGUUUCAGCAGCUCAUCGAAUAAGACACGUGGCGAGCUCGGCAAAAGCGAAAGCGCCUGGUCAGCCAAGGGACCAUCGCUGAAGGCAACUCCCGUGAUGGUCAGCACAGCGGCAGCAGCAGCAGCAACAGCUGCCGAGUCGGAUGCGUUGGACUUUGACAAGUGUGUGACAGCUGUGAAUCUGACACAGAAAACACAGCUCGACAGCGAUAAGAAAUUGCCAGAUAAAAAGGUAAAGAACACCGCCAGCAACAGUGUCAAGGCAGCUGUUGCAGCCGCCACAACAACAGCAGCAGCAGCAACAACAGCAGGCAGCAAACGUAGCGCUGCAGCCACGCCCACAGCGAGUCCAACGCCGCCUAGUAAACAGAAGGCAACCAACAAAAAGAAUACAUCGGCAACUGCAACAACUGCAACACCUCCCAAGCGUACGCCUGUCUAUCAGAAUCAGAGCAACAAAACCAAGGCACAGUUGCAGCUGGAAAACAAGCAACAACAACAACAGCAGCAGCAGCAGCUACAACAGCAACAACAACAGCUGCAAACAGCAAAGACGACAACUUCGAUUUAUGCCUUUGGCAAAGAUGAAGAAACAACGACAACAGCAGCAGCAGCAGCUACAACAGCAACAGCAACUGUUGCUGCCAGCAAAGCAACAAAUCGACGUCGCAAUGCUGCUGAGUUGGAAGCAACAACAACUACAACAACGCCGCCGCCUGCGCUUAGCGAACGUUCGCCGACCAAGAAACGAGCAGCAGCAGCUGCAGCUGCCACAGCAGUGCAAUUGACAUUGAGUCCAACGGAUAAACUAGAGAAGCCCAAAGCAACAGCAGCAGCAGCGCGUAAUGCCAAAAAACAACAGCAACAAGAAAAGCAACAACAGCAACAUGAGAAGCAGCAAGAAAAGCAACAACAGCUGGCGACAACAGCAACUCCUGGCGCUGAUUCGGAUGCAGAGGGUGCCACCUUUUAUAUACCACUGUUGCAAGGCGCCAGUGGAGGUGCUGGUGGCAUACAAGGCGUGGCCGUUAAGCUGGGGCGCGAGGGACCUGAUGGACCCAAUCAAAAAGUUGUGAUGCAGGCAACUCUCGUGACCAAGGCACAAAUGGACACCAAUUCAAAGCCAUUGCCGGAUAAUGAGCUGGUCAAAACAUUGCUGAAUGCGGCAACAACCGGCAAUGAUGUUGCAGCGGCAACAACAACAGCAGCAGCAACAGUUGCCGCCAGCAGCAACAGCUUAAAAGCCAGCACCUCAGCAGCUGCUGCUGCUGCAACGACAACAGCAACGACGACAGCUACAAGUCUCGUGCGUGUCAAUUCCAAUUCAUCGUUAUUCUCCGGCUCGGCCAAGUCACGAACAGCAGCAGCAACUGUUGCUGCUGCAGCGACGGCAGCAACGUCCGCCUUGGCCAAAAAGUACAAAGAUGACACGCCCAUCAAGAUGGCGAAUAACACGGCAUUCCCGCGACACGAUGAUCCUACACAAAUGGUCGAGGCACCGAUCUUUAAGCCCACCGAGAAGGAAUUUGCCGAUCCCAUCGAGUUUAUCGAACGCAUCACACCAAUUGCAGCUAGAUUUGGCAUCUGUAAGAUUAUACCGCCGGCUAGCUUCAAGCCCGAGUGUCGCAUCUCGGAUGAGAUGAGAUUCACGGCCUACAAUCAGUAUGUCCAUAAGAUGUUGCAUCGUUGGGGUCCCAGUGCCAAGGAGUUGAGUGCGAUUAAAAAGUAUUUGGCCACCCAAAGCAUUGUGAUGAAUCAUGCACCGUGGAUUGGCGGCAUGGAGGUGGAUCUGCCGCGUCUGUAUCACACGGUCCAGGAGCUCGGUGGCCUCAAAGAGGUCAUCGAGAAAAAGAAAUGGGCACGUGUCGCCGAGGAAAUGUGUAUACCAAAGUUGGCACAAGAUCGUGUCACCAAAUUGGAUGACAUCUACUGCAAGUAUUUGUUGCCCUAUGACACACUCUCUCCGGCGGAGAGACAGAAGCUCUUCGAUGAGGUCGAAGCGGAUUGGGCCAAACGUGAAGCACGUGCUCGUCGCAAUGCAGAUCGUUUUGUCAAUAGCACGGAGAGCGUCUCCAAUGAGGAAGAUGAUGUCUCUACGGAUGAGGAUGAGGAGUCCGAGGAGGAGAUCGAUGGUGUCUCCAUGGAGUGCAUUGUCAAGGGUCGCAGCAUGCCCCUCAGUCAAUUCUAUCGUAUUGCCCGCAACACGAUGGCCUUGUGGUUCAAGAGCACCGAUCCCACGGUCAAUGAAGUCGAGGCGGAAUUCUGGCGUCAUGUUGCCGUACGCGACAGUCAUGUGUGCGUCCAUUCCGGCUCCAUUGAUAGCUCCGGUUGGGGCUAUGGCUUCCCCAGUCCGGGUCCUAAGGGCAAGGGAUCCAAUUAUGCGCGACAUCCGUGGAAUCUGAAGGUGCUCACCAAUAAUUCAGGAUCUGUUCUGCGCUCCCUGGGACCUGUCAUGGGCGUCACGGUGCCUACGCUCCACGUGGGCAUGCUCUUCUCCGCCUGCUGUUGGUAUCGAGAUCCGCACGGUUUGUCAUGGAUUGAGUAUCUGCACACUGGCGCCUCAAAGCUAUGGUACGGCAUUCCUGAUGAUCAGAGUGCCAAUUUUCGUUCGGCGCUUACGUCGCUGAUACCAACGCAUUGUCAGAACAAGACGAUUUGGUUGCCCUGUGAUACGGUGAUGGUGCCACCACAUAUGCUUACCGAUCGCGGCGUCUCCCUGUGCCGCAUCGAGCAGAAGCCUGGCGAGUUCAUUGUCGUCUUUCCCCGUGCCUACACCUCCAGCUUAGCCACCGGAUAUGUCGUCUCGGAGAGUGUCUAUUUUGCCACCAUGUCGUGGCUGGAUUUAGCCAAGGAUGACUUUAGGGACAUUCAUGAGAGCUGUGAACCGGCCAUGUUCUCGUUGGAGCAGCUGCUCUUUGCACUGGGCUACGAUCAGCGCGUCAACUCGGACACAUUGCAGCAAAUGCUGCCCAUGCUGAACGAGGUCUGCGAGAAGGAAUCCGCAGCAAGAGAACAACUUAGGGCUGCUGGUGUGACAUCCACCGAGAAGGUGCAGGCGGAGAAGGGACAAAAGGCGAAGAAGCAACAGCAGCCACCGCACAAAUCCAUCGAGAGUGAAUGCGAUCUGUGUCGUGCAAAUCUGUACAUAUCCAUGGUUCGCACCGAAGAUGGCAAUGUUUAUUGUCUGCAGCAUGCGCUUAAAAAUCUCAACAAUGGCAACAUUCAAGCCAAACAAUGUAAACUGAUUUACGCUUACAACGUGGACGACAUUCAGCAACUGAUACGUCAGCUGCAGGAGAAGAUUCAACACAAGGCGGCGGUUAAGAAAAAGUAGCAUCGACGGCGUCGCUAUUAAACGCAGCGCAAUAAAGAUUCAACAAUUAUUAUUAUUAUUGUAUCGACGACAGCGUUUGAAAGUGAACAAACAAAAAUCUUUGUACAUAAAUACGCUACAUAUAUGCAUUAAUGUAUUUAUAAAUGUAAUAUUCAUAUAUGUAGAUGGCAGUGGCAAUGACAAUGCUUGCAAUUUGACUAGUUUAUACAUAAAUACGUAUAUAUAUAUAAUAUAAUAUAAAUAUAUAUAGUAGUUUAUAUAUAUAGGGAGGGAAACUAAUAUGUUUAAGUAACACGUUUGCAAUGAAUUUUUGUUUUCCAUUAUCUUUUGUUAUUACUGAUUAUAUCCCAUGUGUUAUUGAUUGUAAAUAAGUAUAUAUAUAUAUGAAGCUUAGUAAUUAGUUAGACCUUUGAUUAAGUCUCCCUCAGUUGAUACAAAGAUUUACACACUGCUAACAAGUGGCAAUUUCUACUACCUUUUAUACAAUAUACGAUUAACAAUUAACAAUUACACUUACACUUACCAUAGGCAUAUAGAGACACCUAAAGUCAAUAGGAAUCGUAGUCUUAGACACAGAGCAUUAACAAUAGCAGCAACUGGCCAAGAAGCCAAGUGACAACUGAUUCAAAAUAAAAACAAAGCUAAUUCCUAUUCGCCUGGCAAAUCUUGAAUGAUGAUAUAGUAAAUGUUCCAGUUCCAUGUAUGUAAUUUUAGAUAUAUCUACCAUCCAACCAGUGCUAUAUAUAAACCGCAUAAAACUCACACAAAACAAUAAAUGAAAUGAAAAUAA